AUGGAGUCCCUCAUUCUACUUGUGCUCAUCAUCCUCCCCGCCAGCGUGCUCAUCUACAAGCGGCUUACCCCCCGUAACCUCCCCCCAAGCCCACCAGGUGACUUCUUCCUCGGCCACCUGCGCCGCAUCCCCUCCUCGCACGCAGAGUACCAAUACGCGAAAUGGUCGCGCACGUACAACAGCGACAUCCUCAGCCUCCGCAUGCUCACGCGCUGCGUCAUCGUCGUCAACAGCGUCGACGCGGCGCACGCCCUGCUCAAAAAACCUACAGCGGCGGAUCGUCCACGCUUCGCCCUCUACGAGAUCAUGGGCUGGGGCAUCACGCUCACCUUCCUGCGGUCCUCGUCCCCACGCUUCAAGCUCCACCGCCGCCUCCUGCAACGCUCCUUCAGCCCAUCCAUGUGCAAGGACUACCGCCCGAUCCAGAUGCAGGAGAUCCGCGCGGCGGUCGCGCAGAUCCGCAGCCAUCCGGAGACCUGGGAAGUGAGCCUACGGCGGUUCGCGAUCGCGGUGGUCAUGCGGAUUGGGUUUGGGAUGGACUCGGCGCAGGCGGGCGGGUUUGUGGACCUGGCGACCGCUGUCGAGGAGGCGACGGGGCGCGGCGGGGUGCCCGGGUUCUCGGUGGUGGAUGCCGUGCCGGCGCUGCGGUGGAUUCCGGUGUGCGUGGCCAAGCGGGUUGGCAUGUUAUGGGGGCUGGUGCAUGCGCAGCAGAUGCGGGGCGCGGUGGAGGAGUUCCAUAACGGGCCGUGGGGGAUGAUGGAGGAGAAACUCCGGGCUGGGACGGGGGAGACGGGCAGUUCGUUCCUGGGGAUGCAUCUGCGGGAGGGUAAGGUCGGGGUGGAGGAUCUCAAGGGAGCGGCGGGCACGAUUGCCAUUGCGGGCGGGAACACGACGUUCGCGACGAUCGUGGUGUGUAUCCUGAACCUGAUGCUGCAGCCGGGGGUGCAGGCGCGGGCGCGCGCGGAGCUGGACGGCGUGCUGGGUGUGGAUGCGCGCGGGCUCCCGCUGCGGCUGCCGACGUUCGAGGACCGCGAGCGGCUGCCGUUUCUGGAGCGCGUGAUCCAGGAGACGACCCGGUGGGCACCGCUGUCGCCGCUGGGGAUCCCGCAUGCGAUGUCGGCGGAGGAGAGCGUGGGCGGCUUGACGAUCCCGCGCGGGGCGGUGGUGUAUGCGAACGCGUGGGCGAUGACCCAUGACGAGCGGGUGUAUGCGGAACCCGAGCGAUUCGACCCGGACCGUUAUCUGCGCGGCGAGCCGCUGCCCGAGGGCCCCUUUGGGUUUGGGCGGCGCGUAUGUCCCGGGCAGCACCUGGCGCUGACGGGGGUGUACAUUGCCAUGGCGACGCUGCUGGCGACGGUGAGCUGGCGGUGCCCGGUAGACGAGGCGGGGAGGGAGAAGAGGCCCGAGGUGCAGUUCUCGGACGGGCUGAGCGGCGUGCCAGAUCGGUUUGAGUGUGAGAUGCAGGCGAGGGAUGCAGAGUCUAAAGAGGUGCUAUGA
Molecule: messenger RNA, 1497 nt
Organism: Aspergillus clavatus NRRL 1
Lineage: Eukaryota; Fungi; Ascomycota; Eurotiomycetes; Eurotiales; Aspergillaceae
Product: cytochrome P450
Exons: 1
Coding region: 1-1497 (498 amino acids)
Molecular function (GO): monooxygenase activity; heme binding; iron ion binding
Source: RefSeq, a predicted model, not a curated record